CAAAACACACCAGACAGCAUAUCUCUGUGAUCUCCCGGACUACUUCCAACGUGCACCGGCACGCAUAAUUCGACAUUGAGCUUCACCAUAAUGUAAAUAAUUUCACUAACACAAUAAAACAUCGAUAACCACCAUAAAAUCCGAGCAAAACAGAGCACAAAAAAUGUCUAUGACGAGUGACGAACGGACGAGACAUAGGAAACGAGCGACCGACUCGUACCUCGUUCAAACAAAGAGAUUAUUCAAGUCCUCAAGGACCAUUGAUGACUCUAAGAAGAUGAUUGAGUUCUUGGAGCUCAAAGAGGAGUUAUCCCUUGCGAAUAACAACUUGACGUAUCUCAGGGACGAUAUCUGGACAUAUCUAGGGAACUUGAGGGUUCUCAACCUCUCCGACAACUUUCUGUCCACUCUUCCAAGUGUCAUAUCACUCUUAAUUCACCUGGAAGACCUCGACCUGUCUAAAAAUCGAUUAUCGACGACUCCAGAUGUGAUUUUGACCUUCAGAUCUCUCAAGAAACUAUCCCUCAGGGACAAUUUGUUGACCGAACUCCCUGAUCUUGAGGUUUUAGAGCAUUUAGAGCAGCUGGACGUCUCAAAAAACAGUCUAGUCUCCCUUCCAGCCUCCUUAGCUUCCCUGACUCGAUUGAAACAGCUAGAUCUGUCAUUUAAUCACUUCAGGGCACUUCCAAUUUGUGUUCAACAAGGUCUAAGUAAUCUGGAGUACCUUGACGUCUCUGGGAACAUCAGACUCAGUCUCAAUACUCCAGUAAAGAGUCACAAACUCAAGUGGUUCUUUGCUAAGGAAAUUGCCUUCUGCCCUGCCUUCCCAAAAUGGAUCUUGUCAGGACAAUUUUCAGGAUUUGAGGAACUUAACUUUAAUAAAAGUAAGUUCGAUAGAUUCAUGCUGCCGCAGGUCAGUCAAAAAACAAUGAUCAGAAAGCUGAGCCUUCAGAGUUGCUCUUUGUCUGGUUUUAAUCUACAAAGAAUUCUGGCUAAUGUUAUUGGACUGAGGAUUCUGGAGAUUGGGAAUGAUAACUGCAGGAGUCUACAUAAACUGUGCAAUGUGUUCAAUCAAUGUCCCUUGAAGCACGUGAGGAAUCCUGUGGAGCUGGAGGAACUGGAGAUGAGGAACCUAGAUCUGCCUUUCGUGCCCAAGGGAAUUGGGAAGUUCAAGGGGUUGAAGAGGAUUGAUCUGGGAGGAAAUGAUCUCUCGUGGCUGUCUAAGGAGUUUUGUGGCUUGGAUAAACUGGAGACUUUAAUUGUUGAUAGGAAUUCCCUGGUGGAAUUUCCACAGGACAUUGGGAAGUUGAGGAACCUGAAGGAGCUGAGGGCUUCCGAGAAUCAUCUGGGGAGUCUUCCUGGGAGUUUUGGAGAGUUAAAGAGUUUGGAGAUUUUGGAUCUUUAUGAUAAUAAUUUUUCGGAGCUACCACCGGCGCUGGGGGAGUGUGUGGCACUCAAGGAACUGGAUUUUGAGAGGAAUUAUGCUGAUACUGAAAACUUUGUGGUGAACAACAUUCCCUGCGAGAUUCUAAGAGGACAUUUGAGAGAUAAAGUGAACGGUGACAGACUCGAUGGACCCAAAAAAGAGAUUACAGUGAGUUCACCAGAGAGUUGUCAAUCUGGAUAUGAGUCAGAGAAUUCUUAUGGUACAUCGAGGAACGUAUCCAACACUUCGUUUGUCCAGCAAAAUUGGGAUGAGUCAGAAGACUCCAGCGAAGAGUUCGACCCAUACAACCCACAGCCUCCAAGAGUGAAAACGACAUUUGUAUAUCUAAGUCAUAAGAAGUUUAUGUUUUGCCCAAACGACAUUCAUCCGCCCUCGAUGAGGGAACGUAUUCUCCUCGCAAGAGCCAAUGGAGACUAUCAACCUCUUUCACCCCCUGUGGAGGGUCAAUUCGAUGAUGCAUAACGUAAAAUGAUUAAUCGUGUUACUUCAGUAUUGAAGUGGUGGAACGUAAAAAGUCGAUUUUAGUCAUCUUGAUUCAUCUCUCCUUUAUCUAAUUUAACAAUGUCAUAAUUAUGCCAGGCUGUAUAUUAUUCACUGAUGGAGGUUGAUUAUGCGUUCGUAAACAUAGCACUUGAAAAUUUUUUUACAAUGGUUUUUCUAUCAAACGGCAGAGACUCGGGUGCGAUCUACCAUUAUUUCGAUAAUGAGUGGGUUCAGGGAGGAGUAUCAAGAGAUGUGAUGUGUAGAUGUAAAUAUUUUCAGUCAUACGUGUAUCCUGAAAAUUUCCCCGGUGGUGAAGACAUAUACCACCAUUUCAUCAAUGUUUACGUACGAAAAACCUUCAUAAAAAAUCCGAAUGUAUUCGCCAGAAAAUUUUAUUAGAUUUCUAAAAGACUUUUUUGGAAGCUAUUAGUUUUUCGUUGAUUCAGUUUGACAAAUCUGCAGGUUUUUUUGCACAUUUUGUGUUCAAUGGAAAAUGUCAGAGAGAAACUAUUUCAUAGUAACAAUUAGAAAAAUUUUCUUCCCCUCAGCCACCUAUUCUAUUGGGUUUUUUCAUAGAAAUGCCUUGGCGUCAAUUUCAUAAAUAUUUUUGUUUAAAUUUUUUAAUGGGAGAAGGAGAAAAAUCGCAAAUUAGCUACCCACUAGCCUGGAGACUGAACAGCAGCCACGAAAAAAUGGGAAUAUGAUAUACUAUAUUUUGAUAGUCUCAAGCUAUUUUUCUGCGCGCACAUAUGGAAAAAUGUAAUAAAAAAACCUUGCGCUUU
Messenger RNA from Diachasma alloeum, 2712 nucleotides. Its product is annotated as leucine-rich repeat-containing protein 7. Bases 164 to 1909 code for a protein of 581 amino acids. Gene Ontology annotation, molecular function: protein binding. The transcript has 4 exons. NCBI's taxonomy places the organism in Eukaryota, Metazoa, Arthropoda, Insecta, Hymenoptera, Braconidae. The record is from RefSeq and is a predicted model, not a curated record.